AUUUUUUCAAUAGAGAUAGUAUUUUAUUUGUAAAAUGAAGAACUAUAUAUGCAGCUUUAGAACUAUAAUAAAGCGAUGAAGCAUGACACUUUUAUUGAGCAAAAACCCAGAAAUAUCCAGGAAAUUUACAGCCAUCAAAGUCAAUCAGGAAAAACAACAUGCGUUACGGAAGAUCUUCUGGAAAUGCUAAUUAGAAUUAAUAGUCGGAAAAGUGGGAGUGAUGAAAAUAUAAAAUCUGCUUUCUACGCCUCACUAAAAGGGGAUGUCUCUUUAUCCGAUUCAAACAAAGUGCUAAAAUUUGAAGAUGUACGGGUGAAUAGAGGUAGAGGAUAUGACUCCUCUACUGGUAUCUUCACUGCUACGAGGGACGGAUUGUAUCAUUUUAGUUGUGUGAUUUAUGGGGACAGGGGAGAUGAUAUUGGUUACCAACUCAACAAGAACGAAUCUAUAUACGUGAAGGGAUACUCAAACAACGGAGCAUACGAAGCCAGUACUCUCAGUGUAUUGAUGGAAUUAAAGAAAGGAGAUCGGGUUUAUAUCCAGCAUAGACACAAAGGCAACACUGAUAAAGUAAUUGGUAGUGACCAUUCAUCAUUUGGCGGCUAUUUUUUGCAAGAAUAAAAUCCUGAAAAUAAAGUAAUGAAAUAUAGUAAGAGGUAUUGUGCUCGAACGCAAACUCCUUUUGUUUAAUCGCUUUGGAUGAUGAAUGCCCGAUCCUAGAUAUUUCAAGUUCCAGUCAUAAUUCAGUUUCAUGUAUUUUGUAGCCUAUUAUAAGUAAUGGUGAAAAAUGGAAAUUUCAUGAUAUAGAAAUAAUGUUGUAAGCUAAUCUAGUACAUGAAAGUAGAUUUUCACUUUUAUAAUUUUGUAUCAAAUACGGAAAUCUUUGAUUGAUUAAUGCUGCCAUAGAACAAAAUAUUCUUGUAUAAAUGUAAUUCAUGUUAUAAUUUAAUUAUUUUUUUAAGACAUUUACGUCAAAGUCUGAUGAACCUGUCUUUGUAUUUGCGUUAUGGUUUCAUGUGUUUAUGAAAUUGACAAAAAAUAGCUAAAGGAUAGUGAUUAUCCAUUGGAUCCGAUAAGCUAACCAAUGGCUAAAUUAAUCCAUAGUUUUAAGCAACCCAGUCCUGUUCUAUAAAUCGAGGAGACAGCCUGCACCACAACUUCCACUUUAAGUUGAUUUAAUCACAUCAUUUAUACGAACAUUUGUCCGAUUGAAGAUUUAACCGCAUGAUUUUU
This is a messenger RNA of Mytilus trossulus (common blue mussel), 1233 nucleotides long. RefSeq names its product complement C1q-like protein 3. The transcript has 4 exons. The record is from RefSeq and is a predicted model, not a curated record. Bases 76 to 621 code for a protein of 181 amino acids. Lineage: Eukaryota; Metazoa; Mollusca; Bivalvia; Mytilida; Mytilidae. Gene Ontology annotation, molecular function: protein binding.